AUGACGAUCGCUCGGCCACAGUACCCGCCGUUCAAGCACGUCCAGCCGACCAAGGAGAACCUCCCCUUUGUCGAGCUCGGCGUCGUUGACCUGUCCAAGUACCGCGACGGCCCUGAGGGUCUCGCCGCUCGUCAAGCUCUCGCCGCCGACCUCGAGGAGGCCAUCACGACCCAAGGCUUCUUCUUCCUCGAGGGUCACGGGUUCCCGCACGACAAGCUCGAGUACCUCCAGGCCGUGUCGCAGGCCAUCCUCGACCUCCCGCUCGACGAGAAGGCCAAGUUCCCCGCCGGCGCGGCCCAGUCGGACGGCGACUCGUUCGACGACAAGACCAAGCUCGGCGCCGAGCGCGGCAGCGGGUUCAAGCCGCGAGGGUACUGGAGCAUGCAGGCCGGCGUGCGCGACCAGAUCGAGCACUUCAACUACGCGAGCCUCGCCUUCCUCUGCCCUCUUCCUCCCCCGUUCGUUCCGCCCUCGAGCCUGUGCCUCACUGGCUCGUCGCGAUCUUCCCUGACCACCUCUCGCCGACAGCGCAACCUCCUUCACCCGACCUUGCGCAACGAGCAGGCCUACCCCGACCUCGUGCGGCGGCACCUCCCCGAGACGACCGAGUACUUCUCGUACCUGCAUCUCGUCGUCGUCCGCAAGCUGUCGUCCCUGUUCGACAUCAUCCUCGAGCUGCCCGAGGGCACGAUCUGGUCCCUGUUCGAUGUCACCGAGGACAAGCCCGAGGUGUCGGGCGGCGGUUUCGGGCGCGCCAUGCUUUACCACGGCAUGAGCGCCGACGACGAGGCGAAGACCAAGGGCGACUGGCUGCGCGGUCACAGCGACGCGUCGUCGCUCACCUUCAUCACGCCGCAGCCCAUGGCGAGCCUCCAGUUCCGCGACUAUCACGACGGCCAGUGGAAGUUUGUCGGGUACCGCCCAAACGCCCUCGUCGUCAACCUCGGCGACCGCUUCGAGUUCCUCACCGGCUCGUUCGCCAAGUCGACGAUCCACCGAGUCGUCGGUCCUCCCGCCGACCAGCGAGGCCACCGCCGCCUCGGCCUGAUCUACUUUUGCGACUUCAAGCCGUCGGUCCUGAUCGACCCCUUGACGCUCUCGUCGCCCAAGCUGGACCGCCUCGGGUUCACCAAGCCCGCCGAAUGGGAGCGCAUCACGGGCGAGCAGUGGGACGACGUCAAGGGCAAGUCGUUCGGCAAGAGCAAGAUCAACGACCGCGACGGCGACGAGCCCAACGAGCUGCUCAUCUAUGGUCGCCUCGCCGAGCGGUGGCACCAGCUCGGUAAGUGAGCGCGCGGCCCAACGAGCUGCUCGUCUAUGGCCGCCUCGCCGAGAGGUGGAAACAGCUCGGAGCGGGAGCGCGCGGCCCUCUUCCUCUCUCGCCCUUUCCCCUUCAGUAGCUGGCCCGGUCUUUUGUGCUGUAUCUAGAGACGUUUCAUG
Molecule: messenger RNA, 1440 nt
Organism: Rhodotorula graminis WP1
Lineage: Eukaryota; Fungi; Basidiomycota; Microbotryomycetes; Sporidiobolales; Sporidiobolaceae
Exons: 4
Coding region: 1-1290 (429 amino acids)
Molecular function (GO): dioxygenase activity
Source: RefSeq, a predicted model, not a curated record